Molecule: messenger RNA, 7150 nt
Organism: Pseudoliparis swirei
Lineage: Eukaryota; Metazoa; Chordata; Actinopteri; Perciformes; Liparidae
Gene: nup214
Product: nucleoporin 214
Exons: 37
Coding region: 118-6144 (2008 amino acids)
Biological process (GO): protein import into nucleus; RNA export from nucleus
Cellular component (GO): nuclear pore
Molecular function (GO): protein binding; structural constituent of nuclear pore
Source: RefSeq, a predicted model, not a curated record
GUUCAGCUGCGCCGACAGACUCAUGUUGAAUCGGAAUAUUGUCACGGAUUCAGAGAAGGAAAUAAUAAACUAGCACAGCAUUAUCUCGAGGAGAAGCAACCGCGUCUGUCCCUCAUAAUGAGUGACGACACGGACUCCCCCCCUGAGAGGGAAAUGAAGGAUUUUCAGUUUCGUCAGAUGAAGAAAACAAGAGUCUUUGCCCCUGCUGAAGAUUUGCCCAGAGAAAGAAGUAGUCUGCUCACCAUCUCAAACAAAUUUGGUUUAACUUUUGUCGGGCUCAACAGAACAUUCAAAGUUUACCAAACUCGAGACAUUCUGUCUGCUGAUGCAUUCGACGGCAAGGCCAAUGAAAUAGUGGAGUCGACCGCAGCUUUGGCGGAGGUGACAGGGGAACUGCAACUGCACCACUUGGCUCUCAGUAGUGAUGAACUUACCUUGUCAGUAUGUGGCAUGCACGAGGGGGGGGGGUUGUUCCUCACGUUCUACGAUGUCCGCGUCUUCGUGAACAAGUCAAGACCACAGAAGCUACCUUUUGCAUCAUUGCUGCCAGCAGUAGCCCCUGGCAUUGUAGUGCAAGACCUGAAGUGGAAUCCUGGUCAUGCAUCCGUUUUGGCGGUCUGUCUGUCCGAUGGCCGGAUGAUGAUUUUGGAAGUUACUGACUGUGUCAAAGUUCACGCUGAGCUACCAGCUUCAAGUGGCAUCACGUGUCUGUGCUGGAGUCCAAAAGGAAAACAAGUGGCUGCAGGAAAAAUGAAUUCCUCAGUCAGUCAGUAUACACCAGCACUAGAAGAGAAAAAGGUGAUCCCGUGUCCCCACUUCUACACGUCUGACCAACCUGUGAAAGUUCUGGAUGUGCAGUGGCUGAGAACCUUUGUGUUUGCAGUGGUAUAUGCUGCUGCAGAUGGGUCCUCUGAGACCCCUCCUGAGCUAGUGUUGAUCUCCCUUCCUAAGAAGGAUGAGAAGGUGGAGACAAAGUAUCUGAACUUUAGUGACACCGUGUAUGGCUGCUGCACUGAGCGACAACACCACUACUUUCUGAGCCAUGUGGAGGACUGGGACCUUGUGUUUGCUGCAUCAGCGGCUUCCAUUGAAGUCAGUGUCAUAGCCGCCAGACAAGAGUACAAGAUCUGGGAGCUCUGGAUCCUGGAAGAUGCGAGUAGGGCUGAGCUUCCAGUGACUGAGACAAGUGAAGACACUCUGCCGCUUGGCUUAGCCAUAGACUACACCAGCCAGCAUGAGAUCCACAUCACGGAGGAGAAGACUUUGCCCCCAGCACCCACAAUGCUGAUGCUGUCCACAGAGGGAUUGCUCUGCCCCUUUGCUCUGCUCAACCUCAAUCCGGGGGUGAAGCAGCUGGUCUCAGCUCCCACUGUCCUCGCCUUGGAGGGGGAGAGACUGCCCAAGCCAGGUUCUUUGGCACCCCAACCACCCAAACUUGCUGCCACCUUCCCAUCUGCCCCAGCAACAUUCCCAAACCUCAGUUUCACUUCAUUAGCUGCUUCCACCCCUCUAGCCCCGGCUGCAGCUUCCUCUGCCGCCCCAUUCAGCAUGGUUCCCACAGCUCCUGCGACAUCCACGGCAUCAUCGUCGGGCUUCAGUUUCUCGGUCCCAACUACAUGCGCCUCCUCUGCUCCUCCACCGUUCUCCAUGGCGGCGCCCACACCUUUUGGCUCAGGGUCCGUUGGCUUUUCCUUUGCCUCCAAACCGCCUCCCUCCGACACUCCUUCAGCGUUUUCCUUCACCCCUUCGGUCAAACCAUCUGCGGUGGCAGCCACAGCUCCAACACCCCAGAGCAUUGCUGCUGCCUCCUCAUCAACAGUCAAACUUAAUCUAAACGAGAGGUUUUCAGACCUGGAGACCCCAGCACCAUCCCCACAGUCUUUCUCUUUCAAUUCCUCGCAGCCCAAAGCCGUUGCUCCCAGUAGUUUGACGGCCCCUCCACUCUCAGCCACUAAGCCACCUCCUGUAUUGGCCCCAGUGCGUCCAGUUCAAACCAGCACACCAGCCACAGUCGUCCAGAAACCUGCUCCCGCUGCCCAGGGCCGUGUCCAGGGGCCACAGGCAGCUGUUGGUGUGAAGACCAUGGAGAAGCAGCUCCAGCAAAAGAAAGACUUUGAUCCCAUUAUGGCUGGUAUACUGGAGGAGAUUGCACAUUUCCAGAAGGAGUUGGAUGAUCUAAAGGCCCGAAGCGCGAGAGCUGACUUUAAGGUUGGCAGCAACGAAGAGAUGAAGGCGUUAAGGAAGGAGUCGGAGGACCUCCACAUGUUCACUCUGGAGAUUAAGGAAACAACAGAGUCCCUCCAUGGGGACAUCGGUGCACUGAAGACCACCUUGCUGGAGGGCUUUGCUGGGGCAGAGGAAGCCAAGGCCCAGAGUGAGCUGAGCAGAGAUAAAAAUUUCAGACAGCUGCUGUACAAAAAAUCUCUGGACCCGCGCAGCGAGGAUCAACUCAAGGAGAUUCGCAGACUCUACCAGUAUAUUAGGUUUGCUGUGGAAGAUGUCAACGACGUGUUGGAUGUGGAAUGGGAGAAACACCUUGAGAAGAAGAAAAAGCAGAAACACAUGGCCGUGCCGGGACGUGAGGGUCUGUUCACCACACUGGCCAACAACCUGUACAUCAUCAACCAACAGAAGAACAAACUGGACCAGUUGGUGAAGCAACUCACUUCACUGCGCCUCUACAACAAGACCACCCCUCCCAUGAUGGACCACAGCACUGCUACUGAAACAUCUGCUGGUUUGGAGAGUGAGCUGGAGAGUUUAAGGGUCGCACUCCUGAAAGCCAGGCUGGACACCACCCCGCCUAAAACCAAAUCAAAGUCUCCAGCCGUCAAGAUCUCACCAGUGAAACAGUCCCAGCUGCGUAACUUCCUGUCAAAGGGACAGAUGCCUCCUGUCCGCUCGACGGCACCAGCCAACCUGUCUCGCUCGGCCUUCCUCUCACCUAAAUACUACGAGGACCUGGAUGAUGUGAGCUCUACGUCCUCCCUGUCCCAGUCCCUGGAGCCUCACCCAGCUGACUUGGAAGAGGAACUACUCCCAGAACCCAUUCCCCUUACGGCCAUCCCUCCAGCAUUGUGCAACCCCCGCCACCCCACAGUUGUGAGGACCCCCUCUAUCCAUCCUGGCUUCGGGGCCAUCCAGUCAACCCCAAAAAUUCACUCGGUCCAGGGUAUGGGCUUUGGACUCAGCCCGAUUGCCAGCCCUGUUCCAACCAAUAGGAUCAACCUCAGUGGGGCGGAAAGCACUGCUCUUGCCACAAAGACAGUUAAACAUGGAGCCCCACCAACUGAGAGGGCCAUCCCGGUCAACAUCCCUGCCCAGCAGGCGGCAGCCACUGCUGCUCUACGAAGGCAGAUGGCCAACCAGAAGACGGCUCUGGUCGGUACCUCCAUGACAGAGUCCAUUUCGAAGACGAUUCCUCAGGUGGUCAAUGUCCAGGAGUUUAAGGACAAAGGGCCUCCGAUGCCGGUUUCCAAUGUUAUGAGCUCAUCAAUACCGGAUCCAGCAGCCCCGGUCUUUGCAACAGUUUCUUCCAACCAGGCCAAACGAAUUGCUGACAGUUUUACAUGUGAAGACAGACCACUAACGACAUGGAAUCCUACCCAAAGUUUCCAGAAGAUGUCCAACGAAAGCGCAACCAACCCACAAUCGGGCUUCGUGUUUGGUCAAUCGGUCAAACCGGAUGCUUCAGCGGCUCCGGCUUUCUCCGCAGACCAAAGCACCAGCAAAGGUUUCUCCUUCGCAUCAGGGCCCGGAAGCUUCAGUUUUGCUUCUGUUCCUCAGGGAGGUGGACUGUCACAAGCUAAAGACGGGAAUAAAUUCUCCUUUGGUGGAAAUGGCAAGAUUAUGUUUACCCAGACGGGAGAAGAGCCUUUCGACCACACCCCAAUAUCCACCACCCCUGCUCCUGGCACAGGGUCUCCCACCCAGCCUUCAAGCUCAUCAGGGGAGAAAGCUGCCUCGACCACAUCGGCCCCCAGGAUAGAGCCACAGUCCCUGAAGACAAUUGGAGGGGAGACUCUGGGAAGUUUCUCUGGACUACGCGUGGGCCACGGAGAGGAGGUUAAAGAUUCAGACGCCAAGCCUGCUUCUGGCUCAUUUAGUUUUGGGGAAACUGCACUUAAUGGAGGCAAGGGAGCAACAGCGUUUAGCUUUGCUUCAGGUCUCCAAAAGUCUGCAGAAGAUUCUCCGUCACCAGACCUGUCCAAGGGGGCAUCGUCGGGCAGUUUGUUCAAGCCUCCUGAACCGAGCCCCAAGCAGGCCUUCUCUGUUCCGCCGUCUAGUUCCAUCGCCUCCGCUUCACCCACGUCCUUCGGUAGUCUCCUUGCAGCUUCUACAGACCCCUCCGAGGAACCAAAGGUUUCCCCACAACCCUCAGAGCUCCCACCACCGCCUGAAUACAAACCUGCUGCUCUACCAGUCGUAGAGAGCGCCAGUCCCGUUGUGGUAUCUGAGCCAGCAGCAGUCGCGGUUCCAGCACCAGCACCUGGACCUCCUAUGGCCACGACAGCCCCGACCGCAAACGUUGCCCCCUCCGUCACUGCACCAACUGAAGCAACCACUCCAGCACCAGCCAGUGCAGCUCCCACAAUAGAAGGCAACCCAGACAGCACCACCACCACCACCACCGCCACCACCACCACCACCACCACCACCACCACCCCCACCAUUGCUCCUGUGCCCACUCCCGCUGUGGCCACCCCUGCUGUAGCACCUGUCUCCCAGGUAGCUCCAAUAGCGUUCCAGGUGCCCAGUUUUGACAAACCAGGUUCCAUUUUUACUCAACCUGCUCCUGCAACAACAGACAGCUGUUCCCUUGGUGUUAUACCAGUCAUCAGCACAGCUGCCGCUACAGCCACCACUCCCUCUAAUGAGGUUUCCAGUACAGCAGCCCCAGCUGGAGGCAGUGGGUUUGGACAACGUGUUGCUUCUCCAGCCCCCGCCUCAGACCCAGCAGCCACCGGUUUUGGCUCAUCUGCCUUUGGUACAUCGGCUGGAACUGCUUUUGGCAAAUCUGUGUUUGGCCAAGUUGGUGGCUUUGGUCAGCCUGCCAGCAACACCGAAGCAGCCAGUGGCUUUUCCUUUGGCCAAUCGGCCUUCGGUGCAGGUUCUAACAGUGCGAAUACCGUAGGCGGUGCUUUUGGUGCUGCUACUGCUACCGAUGCCAGUUCCUUCUCCUUUGGCACGAGCGGCGCCAACACAGCCAGCAGCACUGGCUCUGGACUGUUUGGUCAAACCACAGCACCGGCGUUCGGCCAGAGCUCAGGAUUCGGGCAAGGGUCUGUGUUUGGGAGUAACACCACCACGUCCUCAUCUACAGGAUUCAGCUUCGGACAGCCGUCUGGUGAGUCGUUUGGCUCUGCCGCUGCUCCUCCGCCACCUGCGUUCGGCCAACAAGCCAGCACUGGGAGUGUAUUUGGACAGCAGCAGCCGUCAUCUGGUGGGACUCUGUUUGGCUUAAAUCCAGCCAAUCCAGCGGGCUCUGCUGCCGGCGGAGGGUUCUUCACCGGCCUCGGAGGAAAACCGAGCGAAGACGCCGCCAACAAGAACCCAUUCGGCACCAAUGCGCCCACCGGAGGGUUUGGGCAACCCGCUCAGACAGGUACCAACAGUCUGUUUGGAAGUACCAGCGCCAAGUUUGGCUUCGGGCAGCCCUCCUUCGCUGAGCAGAAAGCCAGCGGGACCUUCACCACCGGUGCAGGGAGCGUCGCCGCCCAGGGAUUUGGCUCCUUCGCUAGUCCGACUAAAGCAGGUGCCUUUGGCAGCGCUCCGGUGUUUGGGAACGCUCCUUCCUUUGGAAGUUCCCAGGCAUUCGGUGCUGGAGCGACAUUUGGCUCGAGCCCUUCCUUCCCCAACAACAUGGUUCCCUCAGCUGGUAAAGUGUUUGGAGAGGGAACAACGGCUUCCAGUAUGGGAGGAUUUGGGUUUGCGUCGCCGCCCAGCGGCCCGUCCUUCGGCGCUCUCGCCAGUCAGAGCGCUCCGUCCUUCGGGGGUCUGGCCCAGCAGGGCUCUGGGUUUGUGACUCAGCCCAGCAGCUUCUCUGGCUUUGCACAGCAGCCACAGGCGGGAGGAUUCUCUGGAAACACCUUUGGAUCUCCAAACCCAUCAAGUACACAAACAUUUGCCAGUUGGAGAAGUUAGUUUUAUUCAUCUUCCGCGUCACUGCUACAGCGCUUUGUGCAAUCCAGCUCUUCGUGCCACACGCUGUGUGAAGGGAAGAGGGCGAAGGGCGUGUUGCAUUUGGGCUGAAUGAAGAAAAGUGAAUUAGAAGAGAUAAAUGCAUUUUCUUUUCCUCAAGAGUUUUUGUAUAUUUUAGAAAAAGUUUUCAGCCAGCUUUGUUUGCAAUUUAUAUAUAUAUAUAUAUAUAUAUAUAUAUAUAUAUUCAUUUGAGAAGUUUCUGCCUGAUCUUAGUAUUUUCUUAGGACAUGGGAUAGUCAAAUAUUGAACAUGGAGGUUUUUAAAAAUCUUAAAACUCAAAAUCAUCUUUUUGUAAACGGGUCCAUGACCUUGAGAACAUGUCUCAGUUCACAGAUUUGUCAUUAUUUGUUGUCAUAACAUUCAUAUUGCAGAGAUAUGUUUGCUUCUAGUUCAUUUUGUGUCUAGCAUUUGUAAGAUUUUGUUUUUGCAAAAAUGUUUAGUCGUUAAUUGAAUGAUGGGAAAUUGUGUCCUUUGCAUGGCUAUACAAAUUCAUACUCAGUCCAGUUGUAUCUGUCAAUACAUUUGUCAAUUAAUGUAAACAAAUGUGACCUACACCCAUGUAGAAUGGACUAAAAGCCCAACAUGCUAAUGUCAUACAAAGAAUUGUGGGCAAUGGUGAAACAAAUUUAAAAUUCUUUUUCAUGUGACUUUUGCAGUAAUAGCCCUCUUGAUGUUUUUUUUAAUGAAAGUGUGGAAAUAAAUGGAAUUUUGUCAAAAUGUUUGUCUAUUCAAAAUUGUAUUUCUUAAUGCAGUCAUGUUAAUCGCUCAUUUAUGUUUAUGCUCCUGUGAUUAUGAAACGGGGGAAGAAAAAAAACAUUUGUGUCUAAUGUCGUGUCUCGGUGUUCUUGGAAGCAGCGAAAUGCUCCAAUACAUGAUGUUGCAUGAUAAUGCUGCUUUGGUUUUAUACUGUUUGAAUUUAAUGUUUAAAACAUUUACCAAAACAUCUUGA